Messenger RNA from Paramecium sonneborni, 769 nucleotides. NCBI's taxonomy places the organism in Eukaryota, Ciliophora, Oligohymenophorea, Peniculida, Parameciidae. The record is from the annotation of a GenBank genome assembly.
AUGAAAUCUCAAGGGAGAAUACUAUUAGAUAAAAUGACUUGUUGUUAAUUAAAGAUUAGGUAGAAUUAAAGACAAUCAAGCUAAUUUAAGUUAAUGAUUUUAAGAUAUCAUUGGAGCUUAGCAAUCAAUAAGCUUCAAAAAAUAAUAAUUAAAAGAUGUUAGUAGCCCUUAAUAAAUCUUUAGGAAGAAACAAUUCAUAUGAAAAAAUCUAGAUCAUAAUAGCCAAGUCUACUGUUUAUGAAUAAAGGUUUUUAACAUCUUCGAUAUUAUUCUUAAAAUAAUUAGGCUUAAAUAAAAUCUUAAAGUGAAGAAGAAAUAUCUCCAAAAAGAUAAGAAGAACUUGAAUUCACUUAAAAGAAUAACAACAUAAAUAAGAAAGAAGAAAAAGGUUAAAUUGUGCAAAUUUAAAACAAUUUUAAAGAAUCAGCACAUUUUCAUACAGAAAGUAGUCUUGAUAAAUUAAAAUUUUAUGAAGAAUUUUUGGAUUUGUUUUAAAAAUAGAAGGAAGCAUCUCAUUUCGGUUAUUUAUGUAAUUUCGAAAUUAAGUUUAGCUUAAGAAAAAGCAAAAGAAUAAGAAAUGCUGAAAAAAAAAAUAAUAGAUAGUAGACCUAGUAAACCUUUAUCAGAUAUAAAAAUAUUUUUAUCACUUAUAAAGAAACCUCAUGUAGAUAUUGAACAAAGUAAACCAAAAUAAUAAUAAGAAUUUGUACUGCAUUUAAUUUUUGGAAUAUUUUUCUUGAUUAUAGUGAGUAUAUAUCUAGUAAUGUGA